AUGAAACAAUGUCAAUUAGAAUAUGAAGAUAAUUCAACAACUCAAUUAAUUAAUAUUAAUGAUUUAGCAAAUCCUUUUACAAAUGGUAAUAUAUCAGAAUGGGAACUUAAUCAUCUAUUACGUUCAACACCUUAUCUUCAACAUCUUUGCAUUACAUUUGGACAGAGUAUUGACACUAAAUUAGAUCGAGUUUUUCCGAUUCCAUUAAUCACUACUUUAAAACUUGAUUUCAAUGGUUCACUAUUAGCAUUGACAAGUAUUUUACAAAAUAUGCCUAAUUUACUACAUUUAAAACUCGAAACAGAAACGAUUAAUUUGAAUGGAAAUCAAUGGAAACAAAUAUUAAUUGAUUAUACAUAA
Messenger RNA from Rotaria sordida, 360 nucleotides. NCBI's taxonomy places the organism in Eukaryota, Metazoa, Rotifera, Eurotatoria, Philodinida, Philodinidae. The record is from the annotation of a GenBank genome assembly.